Molecule: messenger RNA, 3081 nt
Organism: Gadus macrocephalus (Pacific cod)
Lineage: Eukaryota; Metazoa; Chordata; Actinopteri; Gadiformes; Gadidae
Product: ras-GEF domain-containing family member 1C-like
Biological process (GO): positive regulation of GTPase activity; Ras protein signal transduction
Cellular component (GO): plasma membrane
Molecular function (GO): guanyl-nucleotide exchange factor activity
Source: RefSeq, a predicted model, not a curated record
AUGGCAAACAGCGAGGCGGAAGGGCCCCCGGUGCGGCGGGCCCUCGCGGGCCUCGCGGUGACGGUGUGUCGGCUCCCAGGGCCUCGCGGCGACCGCUCAAACACACAUUUGAAAUGGAUCCAGUUGGCUCGGUGCGGCGGGCAGCUGGCCUCGUCGGUCGGACGUGUGAUCGCCGCGGGAGACCAUCCCGCCACUGCUGAUUGGAAACCCUACGUGUUCACCUUCCUGCUGAGCGCCCGGCUCUUCAUCCCCCCCCCCGAGCUGCUGUCCAGGGUGUGUGAGCUGUGCAUCAAGCAGCAGCAGCUGGACCAAAGCCCGCUGGACGCGGCCAAGGUCCGGAAGUUUGGCCCCAAGCUCCUGCAGCUGCUGAAGGAGUGGACCGAGACGUUCCCCUCGGACUUCAGGGAGGAGAAGAUGGUGGGACACCUGGAGGACCUCAUUCACAGGAUAGCCCCCUGCGAUGAGGCCUACUGGAAGACCAUGAACCAGGUGCUGCAGAAGCUCAACCAGAAGCUGGCGCUGAUGAGCCAGGGAGAGGACAGCGUGGUGCGCCUCUCCCUCACCGCCUCCUCCAUCUCCGACAAGCUGGCCUCCUUCAAGGCCAAGCCCCCGCCCAUCCAGAAGGACAUGCUGGCCAUCUGCAACGACCCCUACACGCUGGCACAGCAGCUCACCCACGUAGAGCUGGAACACCUUGGUCACAUCGGACCGGAGGAGUUCGUCCAGGCUUUCGUUCAGAAAGACCCACUAGACACCACGCAGCCUUGCUUCAGCGACCACAAGAAGACAUCUAACCUGGAGGCCUACGUCAGGUGGUUCAACAGACUGUGCUACCUGGUGGCGACUGAGAUAUGCAUGCCGGGCAAGAAGAAGCAGAGGGCCCAGGUGAUAGAGUUCUUCAUCGACGUCGCCAGGGAAUGCUUCAACAUCGGAAACUUCAACUCCCUAAUGGCCAUCAUAUCUGGUAUGAACAUGAGUCCGGUGUCGCGGCUGAAGAAGACCUGGGGGAAAGCCAAAACUGCAAAGUUCUUCAUCUUGGAGCAUCAGAUGGAUCCCACCGGAAACUUCUACAACUACAGAACAGCUCUCCGGGGAGCCGCCCACCGCUCGCAGACAGCUAACAGCAGCAGAGAGAGAAUUGUGAUUCCUUUCUUCAGCCUGCUGAUCAAAGACAUUUACUUCCUCAACGAGGGAUGCGCCAAUCGCCUUCCCAACGGUCAUGUCAACUUUGAGAAAUUUGUGGAGCUGGCGAGGCAAGUUGGAGAAUUCAUGACCUGGAAACAAGUGGAGUGUCCAUUUGAGCAAGACCGGACCAUCCUGCACUACCUCCACACGGCCCCUAUCUUCAGCGAGGAUGGGCUCUACUUGGCCUCAUAUGAGAGUGAGAGUCCAGAGAACCAGGUGGAGAAGGACAGGUGGAAAGCACUCAGGUCCAAUGUUCUCGGCAAGACAUGAGGUCCCGACGCUGGCGAAGUCCCUCUGACGGAGAGGGAGUGUGUGUACGCACUGCACUUAGUUGAAAUGGGAAGGAACCAAGCUGGUACUCGGUUUCUUUGUAUUUCUAGCAGAAAAAAUAAGAAAGGAAAAAGGGAUGAGCCGGAUUCAUCAAGGAUACAAACCACAAAAAAAGACAACGAUUUGAAGAUUGGAUCGUAGACAAUGUAAAGCUAGAAUAAACAUGGAGUAAACAUGCCUGUGCAGUGAAUUAACUCGUCAUGGUUGGUAACCGUGUAUUUGUAAGGGGAGGGACACAUUUCCCUGAAAUUUAAAUGUGUGUGUACUCUGUGGAGAUUAAUAACAGAGAAUAAUAUUACAGGGAAAAACUACUUUUUCAAACAAAUUCCUACUGACUUAUUGAUGUAUAUUGUUUUGUAUAUUCUCCAUGGCACCCCCACCUCUCUCUCUCUACCUGACUCUGUACUCCUUUAAGACCUCUAGCCUUGUAUUUUGUUUUUUUAAAUUGCACUGUACUGUAUAAAAGAUAAUGUGAAGGGCGCUGGCUAGCCCAAAGCAGCUGCCAAAAUUCAAGGUAAUGGAAGGAAUUGAGUCCUGAAUAUCUGGGGUAUAGGCAUUAAAGAUUCUUUGCAUUUUAAGACUCAAAAUAUCAUUUCUCUUGCAUGUCUUAAAUCAUGUAUGUAUGUGUGAGUGAGAGUAUAGAGGAAACCAGAGAAUGGGUUGCCAUUUUCUCUCUGUUCGAAAUUCCCUGAAGAGAGUGGUUGUACGUGUGUACAUGUUUACCUCUUCAUUAGUACCUGUAUCGUGUAUUGUGCCAUUGAAACAUCAGUCAAACAGACUACAGUUGGAGCCCAGUCAGCCAUUGGUUAGGUACAGAAAAAUUCCAUCGCUUCAUGGUGUUCGUCAUCCUUUCUGCAACUCAGAAAGUUCUUCUCUUGACUGACAUUCAGUUGUCUGCUGUAUUAAUGGAGAUUUCUGUGGUGACAGAUGUAUAGUUUUUAAUCUCUUUUGUUUUAUGGAUAUGAAGAAAAUUAACAUGGCAUGCAGCAAAAGACUGAUUUUAAAGGGGUGGUACACGUCUCGGCCCUGAAGUAUUGAUUAGGCUUUGACUACUGGAAGAAAAACAAGCAUCAUUUGGUUGAUGAACAACGUGACAAUGUGGAGGGUUUAUAAGUAUGGGUACUGCUAUGUUUCAUUUAGGUGGAAAGGAAUCUGCGACCGAGAAAGGCGUACCCUGUAAUACACUGGUUGUAAUGACACUUCAGGCUACUCUCACUUGAAAAGUGCGGUCGUUUCGUGGGUUUGUCAUUGAACUUUUCUUUUUUGCAGGUUAGAUGUGAUUGAUGAGGGUCGGGGCGGGUUCUGGGGAAGGGAGUGUGUGUGCGUCGGGGUAUUUAUGAACUUUGAACAAACAUGUCUGAUUUCAUUUUUCUAUAAUUCCUUUUCGAUGUCAGUGUUAAAAGGUUGCGUUUGUUUUUUUACUUCUGAACUCUUUAUUUAUGAACUUGAUUUCUCUGUAACACAUUCCUCAGUUAAUAAGCCUAUAGAAGUAGAGUGGUGACUUUGUUAAACCCGCAGUUUGAGGUGAAGACAUGUUUCAAUAAAUGAUUUCCCAUCUUCAACAAA